This is a messenger RNA of Eptesicus fuscus (big brown bat), 1188 nucleotides long. RefSeq names its product cytokine receptor like factor 2 (gene CRLF2). Gene Ontology annotation, molecular function: protein binding; cytokine receptor activity. The coding region runs from base 1 to 1101 and encodes 366 amino acids. The transcript has 8 exons. Gene Ontology annotation, cellular component: external side of plasma membrane. The record is from RefSeq and is a predicted model, not a curated record. NCBI's taxonomy places the organism in Eukaryota, Metazoa, Chordata, Mammalia, Chiroptera, Vespertilionidae. Gene Ontology annotation, biological process: cytokine-mediated signaling pathway.
AUGACCCGUGCGCUCCGGCCCUGGGCGCCCGCGGCGGUGCUGGUCCUGGGACACCUCCUGGGAGCCGGGGUCGCGUUCGAAUACCAGAUCGUCAACUUUAAUUACGAAACCGUGCAGGUGACGUGGGACGCAAACCAGCCCUCGGGGACGAACCUGACUUUUCUCUACAGAUUUAAACAUAAGAACGACAGUGAAUGCUCCAACUACAUCCUCCAACGCGGUCGCCGGGCUGGGUGUGUCCUGGAGGCCGAGGGCGACACCAUUCUCUACUUUUCCAUCUGGAAUGGGACCCAGCGGCUCGUGUCCUGGAGCCAGUGGAUCAGCUCUUACUUGAAACCCAACGCGCCGAAGGGUCUGCGUGUCCUGUGGCGUCAGGAUGCCGUGACGGUGGCGUGUCCCGACCUGCCCUUCCGGGGACUCCAGUACGAGAUUCAGUACAAGAGCAGCUUGGACAGAGAGUGGCAGUCCCAGAAAGAAAAGACCUGUAAUGUGACCAUCCAGGGCUUGGAUGCUGACAAAUGCUACUCCUUUCGAGCCAGAGCGACCACCAUAGAGCUCAUCUACAGCUCCACAAGCUACCCUAGCGACUGGUCGGAGGUGACCCACCAGCAGAGGGGGCAGCCACGAGACUCGUGCCAGGAGGAACGGGCUUUCUCCAAAUUCGUGCCGAUUUACUGCCUGGCCGCCUUCCUGACCCUGCUCCUCCUCCUCCUGUGUGUGUGGAAGCUACAGAGAGUGAAACGGCUACUGAUGCCCCGUGUUCCGGACCCCAAGGCCACGUUCCCCGGGCUGUUCGAGUCCCACCACGGGAAUUUCCAGGAGUGGAUUAAGGACACGCAGAACCUCACGCACUUGCAGAAGGUGGACGACCGGGACCCGGAGGACGUCCUGAUCGAGGGCUUGGAGGUCCAGCUCGCCAAGGUCGAGGCCGAGCCUCCUGGGACCGAGACGAUGACGGGACCCCCGUGCCUGCAGACGGCGGAGACGGAAUCCGCGGGGGCGCCCGGCCGGGCCCCGGGCCGGCCCCCCCAAGGAGACGAGGUGCUUGCUCUCGGCGGCUUCAGGUUUACGAUGAGUGACAACUCUUACGUGACGCUCUGAGGGGGUGCGAAUUAAAGGCCGGCGUCUCGUCUGUGUUGAGAAUGAAAGACUCGGGGGGAACUCCUUGGCGACGCGGCGCUCACCCCC